This is a messenger RNA of Agrilus planipennis (emerald ash borer), 1992 nucleotides long. RefSeq names its product N-acetylneuraminate 9-O-acetyltransferase. The coding region runs from base 295 to 1968 and encodes 557 amino acids. The record is from RefSeq and is a predicted model, not a curated record. Lineage: Eukaryota; Metazoa; Arthropoda; Insecta; Coleoptera; Buprestidae. The transcript is spliced from 3 exons.
CAUAGAAUAGUCAACAAACGUCAACUUGACAACUCCUGCGUUUAACCUCAUUUUUAAUGAGUUGUAGGUGUGUACCCCGAACUUUUUAAUUAUUUUAGUUUAUCCCAAACAUUCUGCAAACAAAAUUACCUGAGCAUGAUUCUUGGGUGUUACCGCAACAUUUACAAAGUAAUACUUGAAGGAAGAGCAAUAACAUGAGUAAGAAUUCAAACGUUGAAAAAGUUAUCAGCCAAAUAAAUUCAACUAACACGAAAAAAGUAGCUGUGUUGUUUGUGAUCUGUUUUACACUUUAUCAUGGAUUUCUUCAUUUUAGAUAUGGUCUUGACUUAUUCAUCAGUUAAAGUUUGGCGUAGCUCUUAUCUGGUGAGUGAAGGGAUGAUAAGUGAAAGUCCCGAUGGGAUUCAUUUGGCGACCAGAGCGUUAAACCAUAACAUUCAAAUCCUUUUAAACAUGUACUGCAAUGACCUUAUGAAUUUUAAUGACGGCACCUGUUGCAGUUCGCCCGAAAACAGUACCACUUUGCAAAUUCUAACGUUUAUUUGUUUCGGUGUAUGCAAUAUUAUCGCCAUCUUAAUGGGAAUUGGUCGGCUAGUUAAUAGAUUAAAAGGAAAAGAGAGGCAGCAAUAUACUCUCCUUCUAGACCAAGAUGCCACCAUGUAUCUUCCAGCUGUAGACUCUCACACGCCCUUUUAUUCUCUUGCCGAAGUCGGCUUAAUAAUGGGCUAUUUUUUUCUUUGCGAUCGCACUAAUUUCUUCAUGAAAGAGAAUAAAUAUUAUUCGGAGUUCAGCUUUUGGCUUCCAGUCGGUUACAUAUUCAUCUUGGGUCUGUUCUUUACUGAAGACAGUAAGUUUACAAAGGUACUCCAUCGAGACCAGAUAAACGAAUGGAAAGGAUGGAUGUUGCUGGUCGUCCUCGUUUAUCACGUUACUGGAGCUAGUCAAAUUUUGCCAAUAAACAUGCACAUAAAGGUCAUGACGUCGGCUUAUCUGUUUUUGAUGGGAUAUCAACAAUUCUAUUACGUCUGGCAAACCAACGUUGUAGGAAUGGUCGGUUUUUUUAAAACCCUUUUUGAACUCAACUUUAUCACCGUAACCCUCUGUCUAUGCAUGAACAGACCUUAUCAAUUUUAUAAUUUCGUGCCUUUGGUCUCGUUUUGGUACAUGAUGGUCUAUCUUUUCCUUGCAUUGCCACCCGUAAUAACUGCGCAAUCAACGGAAAACAACCCCAUUCAAUAUCUGUACUUGGUGAUUAAAUUUUUGAUUUUCUUCGCCGUUAUCACGAUCCUGUUCAUGUCUGAGGUGUUUUUUGAAAAGAUAUUCGUAACCCGGCCGUGGAAAGCCUUAUUCGUGACCAUAGACGAUGACAUUCAUGAGUGGUGGUCCCGGUGGAAACUAGAUCGAUAUUCAUCACUGUAUGGUAUGGUGUUUGCAACCCUGUAUGUCCUCGCACAAAGAUAUUGGUUUUUUGACGAUAACAACCACAAUAAUUUGUUUUCUCCUGGUAUAGCACUGACCACAACUUUAGCCGCAAUGAUGGGAGUCGGGUCGUAUAUCAUGUUCACUUUCCUGUGUAACAACGAGUUUGAUUGUAGUGAAAUACAUUCUUAUGUAGUAUUUAUCCCUAUAGUAGGGUACGUGAUCCUUAGGAACAUUUCGGGAAUGUUGAGGACAAGAUACUCAAGUUUUUUUGCGUGGUUUGGCGAAAUUUAUUUAGAGCUGUACGUGAGUCAGUAUCACAUUUGGUUGGCAGCUGAUACCCAUGGAGUCUUGGUGCUUAUACCCGGAUACCCCAUGCUUAAUAUAAUGAUAACGUCUUUUAUUUAUGUUUGUGCUUCCCAUGAGGUGCAUAGGCUUACGAAAAUUCUGCUUCCUUAUGCUGUACCUUCAGACUGGAGACAACUUUUGAGGAACGUUAUUUUAUUUCUUGCCAUUCUUGUGCCUAUAGGCAUUAACGAUGGCAUGUUUUAGAUCUGAAUAAAUUGUUUUAAUAAA